Amphibalanus amphitrite is the source of this 6246-nucleotide messenger RNA. It is a transcript of the gene Uggt, whose product is annotated as UDP-glucose:glycoprotein glucosyltransferase 1-like. Bases 193 to 4731 code for a protein of 1512 amino acids. The record is from RefSeq and is a predicted model, not a curated record. Gene Ontology annotation, cellular component: endoplasmic reticulum. Gene Ontology annotation, molecular function: UDP-glucose:glycoprotein glucosyltransferase activity. The transcript is spliced from 25 exons. NCBI's taxonomy places the organism in Eukaryota, Metazoa, Arthropoda, Thecostraca, Balanomorpha, Balanidae.
AACGGUUGUUGACAGACUUAAAGGCAGAAUAUGCGGCAAAUGACUCGCUAGAGCGACGACCAAGACGCGACCUGACGUUCUUAUAAUGCAACCAAGCUGAGUGUCUUUGGUUGAUCAAACUGUUUGGAGGCCGCUUGAGCCAAGGGGGAUUGUCAUCACCACGCUUUGGUAUCACUGGUACAAAUUCAUCGGAUGAUGUCCUGGCUGCUGGUCUGGAUUUUUUAUCUAGUGCAAGCUGGCACAGCAGAGGAACACAACAUCAAGAGCAAGUACAUUUCAACAAAUCUUGAUGCAAAGUGGGGUCAGACACCAUUUGCCCAUGAAGUUGCUGAAUACUUAAGUGAAGAAAACAAUGAAUACUUCUGGGAUUUUGUGGAUCAAACAUGCACAGCAAAUAUUGACCCAGGCUCCCCGGAGCGUGUCCAGUAUGAGCAGGUGGUCUCUGUGGCGGGGCGCUACCUGAGUGCCUCCGAGCUGGGUCUGCUCCGCUUCUCUCUGUCUCUGCGCCGGCACUCGCCGCGGGUGGCGCUGUGGCAGCGGCUGGCCGCCGACCUGGAGCCCCCGGCGGACUGCGCGUCUACCUUCGUCCAGCUGGGUGACCGCCUGCUCUGCUCCGCCGGAGAGCUGGCCGAGGCAGCCGCGGCAGAGACCGCAGGACCGGAGACGUUCUCUGUUGAUCACCGGUACGGCGAGCAGCCGGCGGGACGUGCUGCGGCCGUGCUCUACGGCCGACUGGGGACCGAGUCCCUCUGUAAGCUGCACACAGAGCUCAAACAGCUGGCCGACGAGCGGAAAGUCGACUACGUGCUCCGGCCCUACAGUGGCGCGUCUGAGGGCGGCUCCAAGGUGCGGCUCUCCGGCUAUGGUGUGGAGUUGGCCAUCAAAUCCACCGAGUACAAGGCACAGGACGACACCAAGGUGCGCGAGGAGACGUCCGGUGACGCCGCCUCGCAGGACCAGGCCGAUGACGUCGAGGGCUUCCUGUUCAGCCGACUGAGGGAACUCCAUCCGGAACUGUCUGCCAACCUGAGCGCCUUCCAGCGUCACCUGGUGGCCUCCUCUGCCGACAUGGCUCCUCUGAAGGUGUGGCAGCUGCAGGAGCUCAGCCUGCAGGCGGCUCAGCGCGUGGCCCAGGCGGACCUGGACGAGGCGCUCCGCCUGAUGACCGGACUGGCGCAGAACUUCCCCUCCGUGGCGCGGUCCCUGAUUCGAACGAAAGUGGACAAGGCGCUGAAGAGCGAGAUCAAGAACAACUACAACAAGAUCUACCAGUCGCUGAAUCUGGACUAUUCUGACGCGGCGCUGUUCGUCAACGGCAUGUUCUUCGACAUGGACACUAUGGACGUGUUUACCCUGUUCGAACACCUCCGCGAGGAGCAGCGGGUCAUGGAGGGACUCGCGAAAGUCGGCGUACCUCGGGCGGCGUUCGACGAGAUGCUGCGUCUGGAGCUGAGCUCGAGCUCCGAGGAUUUCGCCGUGGAUUUCCGCGACACGGCUGUGAACUGGCUGAACGACAUUGAGCGCGAUCGACAGUACUCCAAGUGGCCGAGCUCGGUGACAGAACUGCUGCGACACACCUACCCGGGAAUGCUGCGCACCGUCCGCAAAAACAUGUACCACCUGGUGCUGGUGCUGGACCCGAGCCGUCGCUCGUCGCUGGACGUGCUGAAGCUGGCGCAGUCGCUGCUUACCAACCAGCUGCCCCUGACGAUCGGUCUUGUACCGGUGGUGUCUGCCGACCCGGCCGUCACCGGUCGCCAGGACGCAGGGGUCGCACUCACAGAGGCCUUCAACUACGCGCUCAGAGAGGAGGGCUCGAAAGCCGGACUCAAGGCGCUCCAGCUGCUCAUCGAGGCACACACGUUCGCCGCCGGUCAGGACGUUUCCGUGGAGCACGCCGAGCGGGCCUUUCGCCAGCGGUACCCGUCGGCAGACGUGGAGGACGUGUUCGGAGAGGACUCCGACUACGACGCCGGCCGGACGCUGGCGCGGGACUAUGUCACCCGGCUGGGACUGGGACAGCCGCCACAGGUUCUGUUCAACGGCGCACCACUUCCAGUCCGCUCGAUCACUGGCGACUCUAUCGAGGAGGCGGUACUUCAGGAGCUGAUGAGGGCGCUGCACCAAUUCACCAAGGCCGUCUACAAACAGGAGCUGACCGACGCAGAUGACCUGGCAGAGUGGAUCGUCUCGCAGCCCAACGUCAUGCCCAGGCUGAACGACCGUAUCCUGAAGUCCUCUGAGCGCCGUUUGGUGGAUUUCACUGGCGAACGGCCGGCUGACGGCGCCGCCACCGAGUUCAGUCAGCUGGCGCCACGCGACAUGAGCGCCUCUAUCGGCACGCGACUGAAGUACGCAGCGCGGCCGGGCGGCUCGGUGCGGCUGCGACCUCUGACCUACUGGCUGGUGGCUGACCUGGGCUCGGAGUCGGGUCGGCAGCUGCUGCAUGAUGCCCUCCUGCAGGCGAAGAGCUCUCGGGACAUCCGUCUGGCGUUCGUACCGAACCCGGCCGAGGGCGCGGAGGACUCUGACCUGAACCGGCGUGUCGUGGCGGCGCUGGAGGCACUCACCGGUGACACGCUGAUGAAGUACCUGUUGGCGCUCACUGCUGGGAAGGCAGAGCCCGAGACGAUACUGACGGAGGACCAGAAGACCGCCCUGGCCGACGCGCUGUCCUCGCUCCCCGCCGCGCACCUCGCCGACUGUGUCACGUACGUGCGCCGCGUGCUGCACGUGCCCGCGGGCGCACGUGCACUGGUCGUCAACGGUCAGCUGGUGGGUCCCCUGCGCGCCGACGAGCCGUUUGGGGAGGACGACUUCGCGCUGCUGGAGAAAUUUACCACGAGCAGCUACGCCGGCCAGCUGGAGAAGAAACUGCUGUCGGCUGUACCGCAGGAUGUGCCAGAGGGUGUUCUGAGCGACAUUAUGAUGAAGACGUCGGCGCUGCUCAACUCUCGCACACUGAAGAAGGAGCGAUAUGCUAUGCCGAAACUGGAGGAGAAACACAGCGUGGUGCGUCUGCCGGCCGCCGACGCCUCCCGUCCUGCGUUCGAUUUAGUAGCCGUGUGUGACCCUGUGAGCCGCGGCGCUCAGCAGCUCGGACCGCUGCUGGCCGUACUCAGACAGGUGCUCAACGCAGACAUCCGGCUGGUGCUCAACGCCCAGGACAAACACAGCGACAUGCCGCUCAAAAGCUACUACCGCCUGGUGCUGGAGGCGGAGCCGCAAUUCUCUUCGUCCGGCGCCCUGCAGGGUCCGUCUGCCCGGUUCACCGGUCUGCCGGGCGAGCCGAUCCUCACCCAGCACUAUCACGUGCCGGAUAAUUGGAUGGUGGAGGCGGUCGUGUCACCGCACGACCUGGACAAUAUCAAACUGGAUGAUGUUGAGAACGGUGUGCACAGCGACUUCGAGCUGGAGCAUCUGCUGCUGGAGGGCCACUGUUUCGAGCAGUCGACGGGUAACCCGCCUCGCGGUCUGCAGGUGACUCUGGGCACCGUCCGACAGCCGGUCAUGGUCGACACCAUUGUCAUGGCCAACCUGGGCUACUUCCAGCUGAAGGCCAGCCCCGGCGCGUGGACGCUGCGCCUGCGACAGGGCCGCUCGGCAGACCUCUACAGCCUCGUCAGUGUCGACGGUACCGAAAUACCCUCGGACGCUCCCGGAGUCAGCGUGGUAAUCAGCUCGUUCCGUUCGCACGUCGUCAAGGUGCGCGUGGCCAAGAAGCCGGGGAUGGAGCAGAUGGACCUGCUCAGUGAUGAGACGGACGACUCGUCGGGCAUCUGGGGAAGCAUCAAAAGCACGUUCGGCGGCAGUGGCAGCGGCGCGGCCGACCCGGACGACAAGCUCAACAUCUUCUCGCUGGCUUCUGGCCACCUGUACGAGCGUCUGAUGCGAAUCAUGAUGCUGGGAGUGCUGCGCCACACCAAGACGCCCGUCAAGUUCUGGUUCCUCAAAAACUACCUGUCGCCCACAUUCAAGGACCUGCUGCCGCCGAUGGCCAAGCGCUACGGCUUCGAGUACGAGCUGGUGCAGUACAAGUGGCCGCGCUGGCUGCACCAGCAGACCGAGAAGCAGCGCAUCAUCUGGGGAUACAAGAUCCUCUUCCUUGACGUGCUCUUCCCGCUCGACGUCAAAAAGAUCAUCUUCGUCGACGCCGAUCAGAUUGUGCGAGCUGACCUGAAGGAGCUCCGGGACCUGGAUCUGGAGGGAGCGCCGUACGGCUACACGCCCUUCUGUGACAGCCGGAAGGAGAUGGAUGGAUUCCGUUUCUGGAACCAGGGUUACUGGAGAAGUCACCUGCAGGGGCGCAAGUACCACAUCAGCGCCCUCUACGUGGUCGACCUGAAGAAGUUCCGCCAGAUCGCUGCUGGGGACAGACUGCGUGGACAGUACCAGGGUCUCAGCCAGGACCCCAACAGUUUGUCGAACCUGGACCAGGACCUGCCGAACAACAUGAUCCACCAGGUGCGGAUCAAGUCGCUGCCCCAGGAGUGGCUCUGGUGUGAGACGUGGUGCGACGACGCCUCCAAACAGUACGCCAAGACCAUCGAUCUGUGCAACAAUCCGCUGACCAAGGAAGCCAAGCUGAAGGCCGCCGUCAGGAUAGCUCCCGAGUGGUCCGACUACGAUAACGAAAUUCGGGAGUUCCAGGCCGAGGUGAAGGCCGGAAAACUGUCCGAGAACGCGUCAACAGAUUCUCCGGCGGCAGACCGGCACGGAGGUGAACUGUGAUGACGGCCGACAUAGGUUCCAUUUGGGAGGACUGAGCGCGGCCGGCCCGGCCCGGGCGGGGUGCUGGGGGUGCUCCCUGACCCGUGCCGCCGCUCAGAUCCGGCAGUGUCAGCCGGGACCACGGCGGGUGGGCGGAGGGCGAUACGCAGUCAGUCUCGGGGACUCUGUGACCGGGGGAGGGUAUGCAAGGCCCUAGGUCGUCUCAGUUGUGGUGGGCGAGGAGUGAUUAUUCUGAUUAUUAUUGGCAAGGUGUGGCAUUUGUGGAUGCAACCGGAUUUCGUUGUUUGGCCUAAGUUGUCUGUUUUGUCGAACCCACAGCCAUUAUUUUGUUCAAUGUGGGUUUUGUUGUGAUGUUUUUUUAUUAGACGGAAUUUAAUUCUCGGAUUUCGAUUUCACAAGUGAUGAUGCCGCACUUUCUGCGAUUACGGUAGAUGUGAUGAAUGUUGUUCUAGAGCACGUGCGGGGCGCCGUGCCCCGGCUCCUAUGGUAUGCUCACACUCGGUACUGGAUUAGAUGAAAACCACCAUGACUGUGUGUAGUUGUUGCGGCGUCAGUCUCGUCUGUAUGUGUGUUUGUCACUCUCACUCACUGUCACCAGUGCUACUACUCAGUGCAGUCACCUUUCCAUGACUGUCGGCAAUUACUGUAGAUCAUGUGACACCUAAUGUCCUGUCAUUUUCUCAUCUGCACCACACAAGCGCUAUUCUGUGUUUUCCUCUCUUGCAUCAGUGACACCCGCUGUCUUGUCCUGUCCUGAUACGGACGUAGACUAGACAGAGAUGGUCCUGUACACCGUACGUUUUGUGCCAUCCGCUGCCCUGCCCUAUUGUUGGUUCUUUUUUCACUUAAAACUGUUCCUCCCUCCGUUGUGUCCUGUCCUGUCUUGUCCUGUCGUGCCCUGUCCUUUUCCCUGUGCCAUCCUUUGUUGCACUAUUGAUACACGCUUUCUCCGUCCUCUCAUAUUCUAUGUUGUCCGACACUGUCCUGUCCUGUCCUGUCCUGUCCUCUAUAUCAGACAGCCGCUCUCUCACACUACACCUUUCUACAUCAGCGGCCCACUGUCCCGCUCCGUACUGACUGCGCCGCUGGGUCACAUUGUGAUAGGUCGGCUCCGGACGUGUAAUGUGCUGCCGCGUGUGCGGUAUUGUCCGUCACCGAUAUCUACUGAGUGGGGUGGGGUGGGGAUGGUGGUGGGUGGGUGGUCUGAUUCGCGGCGAGGGUGUGAGUGGGGUGAGGUAGGGGUUCCGGGGUGUGAGGUGGCCACUCGGUGAGACCGUUCUACGUCGUCCCAUGAUAGCCGGGGUUUGGACCUGCCCCCUUCUGAUAGUGAUCGUGCGUCGGUCGGCGCGGUGGGUUCCGUUCUGUCGGGGCUCAAACCUUCUCCCUUCUAACGGGGUCUGAACGGGGCCGCCUCUGCCGUCGCGUAGUGCAUCUGAUGGAGCGGCUCCACCGUGCGCUGAACUCUGUGUAACUCUGUGUAUUUGUACAAUUCAUGCAUACACUGGUCCAUCUGAA